AUGGCCAACCGAAGACCUCCUCCCAGUGGACGACGUAUGGACUUCAUGCGAAACGAUCGAGGAAAGAACUUUCGCCCCGGCGUGUCACCAUGGCAGGGGGGAGCACCAGGCAAUGAUAUUCCCAAUUUGUUACCUAUAACUGGUGGCUCAACUGAAGCUACUCUUGCCUUGGCGAGCAACAUCAUCAAUCUUCUUCAGCCCCGUCAAAACUCUGUCCCGUCUUUACUUGACAUGCCUAUUCGUCGUGACUUUGGUCCACCUAUGGGACGGUUUGAUCGUGGAUACCCACCUAAUCGGAUGGGCAAUCAAGGUAAUUUCCGGCGAACGGGAAAUUACAACCGCUCUGGUGAGCGUAUGAACAGCAAUCGUAAGCCAUUCAGGCCCAAUGAUGGGCAAAGGCAACAAAACAAGAGUUCCCCGAAAAAGGAUGCCGACUCUAAAAAUAAACCCAAGGAGAGUGAACAAGAAAAGGAGAAGUCUGAUGGUACUGAAAAAGUGGAAGACAAGCAAGAAGAGAAGAAAGACAGUCAAAAGACCAGAUAUGAUGAUAUUAAUCAGCAACUAUUGAGGUGCCAUAUCUGUAACAAGAGUAUGUGGGAUGGAAGAUCUUUUGAAAAUCACCUAAGUGGGCGGGCUCACUCCAUCAUGAUGCAAAAGACAGUUGAGAGCUAUGCCUUGACUGCAGAUACUAUGAGGCAGGAGUUUAAGAUUCGCGACAUGAAACGCAACCGUAAAUCGGGGCAGCAACCGACGCGCGACUUCUACUGUGCGAUGUGUGAUAUGUAUGCAGCUGAUGGAUCUGGUCAUCGCACCACUGUCGGCCACCGCAAGCUGAAGAAAUAUCUACACCCCACUUGCACUGCCUGUCAUAAGGAAAUGCCUACUAGAAUUGAGCUGGAUGAGCACCGUUUGACUCCGGAACAUCUAAGGAUGAUACAGGACAAGCAAGAUGUCAGUGGAAAGCUGAAACCUGAAGUAAUGAUGAUUUCGAACCUGCAAGCAGAGCAACAAUACCUCCGUGACGAUAGAGAUCGCCAGCGCAAUCGGAAGCAUAUGGGGGACAAGGGAAAAAAUAAGGCAGAAAAAGAAGUAGAAGAAGGACAGGAAAAAGAAAAGGUAGAUGGUGAUGAAGAAAAGGUAGAUGGUGACGAAGAAAAGGCAGAUGAAGAAGUCAAAGUGAAAGAAAGCAUUGAUAAGGAGGGCACAAUUCUAGACUACACAGAGGGUGAAGAUCUUACUAACAUAACUGAUGACAAAUACCCUGUUUAUAGCACUGAACGCGGCGUGGGACGUUCAUUCCUUUCUGAAUUCAAAUGCUUCCAAUGCCAACUCUGCAAGAAGCUCCUUGACUCAGAGGAAACAGCUGAAGUACAUCUUCGUACUUGGAGGCACCACCAGCUUUUUGUGAGGUUACUAAAUGAGAAGAGUGGUAAAGAGCAGACUAUAGAAACCCGCGAGCCAUUUAAGCGUCCUCACAACAUAGAGGAAUCCGGCAACUGGAAGCGUCGUAAGACCUCUCCAGAGCCAAACGAUUCCGAAGAAGCAGCUGAGAAUGGUCAUAACGCUGCUAGUGUCAAAGAGGAGAAAGCUGAUGACGUCGACAUGGAGGGAGAGGCUAUUGGCGAGUCGGAAUCACCAAAAGCCGACGAUCUCGAAGACUGGGUCCAGAGUGUUGACGAGCUACUUCAGGAAGUCGGCGAUGAUAAAGAUUCCUCAGCCGAGAUAAACGAAAAGGACGUAGAAAAGGAAGAUGCUGAUGAACAGCCAGAAUCUAAAAUAAAAGUUGAAGAAAAUACAAUAACAGAUGGACAAAUCGAAAUAAAAAGCGAAGUAAUGUCAGAAGACGAAAAUUCUCCAUCAAAGCGUAUCACUAGAGGGCGUGGACGUGGACGACGCAGGAAUUAA
Messenger RNA from Pieris macdunnoughi, 1905 nucleotides. The record is from the annotation of a GenBank genome assembly. NCBI's taxonomy places the organism in Eukaryota, Metazoa, Arthropoda, Insecta, Lepidoptera, Pieridae.